UUCUUUAUUCAAUGGUUCCAAUGUAGCCCUCUUCAGCAGAAAUUUGUCAGUUUACAAGUGUCCUCUCGAAAUCUGCCUCCAGUCAACCAAAGUAGAUUAAUUGUUAUCGUCACCAGUUGAGACACAUUGUUAUUUUGUUUUCGUCGAUUGGAGGAAAAAGGAUCACUAAUGUUGAAGAGAAGGCUUUGAAUCACUUGGUUUUUGGAGAACAACUAUGACGCUUUUAGUGUCCUCAAAAAUAUUCCCAAGGUGAAAAAUGUUACACAAAGCAGCUGGUUUUUGUGAUAAAAAUCGUACAAAUAUUCUAUUUAAAACCGAUCCAAGAGGAAUUGGUGUCAUAGGUUUUCAGGCUGUUUCACUAAAUACUCAGACAAGUGAGGUGUCAACAUGGCAGUUGGAGUAUUCCCUGCUCUCAAAUUGGGAGUUCUGUUUAUGAAACAAAUUAGUAAACCUCUUGCCAAAAUCAUUGUGACCAAUGCCAAGAAUCAUCCGGUUUUCAGAAAUUAUUUUAUCAUCCCACCUGCCCAAUUCUACCACUGGGCAGAGGUGAAAGCAAAGAUGUACUUAAUGAAUUUGGGAAAACCCACAAAAGUUGCAAAGCUAAAUGAGCAGAUGGCUAUCGAGCUUGGUGCAAGCCUGAUGGGCGAAGUCAUAAUUUUCACAGUAGCCGGCGGUUGUCUCAUCCUCGAGUACAACAGACAAGUAGCCAAAGAAGCCCGAAGAGAGGCCGAUAGGCAAGCCCAACUCCAAAAAUUUACCGACGACAUCAGUACCCUUCACACCGUCUCUCAACAACAAGCAAAGCAACUGGAGUACCUGACAAAUCUCCUUGAAGAGAUGGCACGGAAGACAAAGCAGGGAAUCAACCUUGACAAAUUAAAGUUAGUAGGAAUGUCUUCAGCUACCGGUGACUCUAGUGAAUAUCCGAACAAACAUACCAGAGAUUCUGUCAGUGAUAAUAGCAGCAAAAGUAACAAUAAUCAUAAUGUUAAUGACAGUGAUGAUAUGUCAGUUGUACAUCGAGCGAUAAUUUAUUAUGAGAAUGAUGUUAAAGGAAAAGUCAGUUGAAGUAUUCUUCGUUCAGCUGUAAAUCAUUAAAAUAUAAUAGAAUAGGACGAG
Molecule: messenger RNA, 1119 nt
Organism: Diachasmimorpha longicaudata
Lineage: Eukaryota; Metazoa; Arthropoda; Insecta; Hymenoptera; Braconidae
Product: putative OPA3-like protein CG13603
Exons: 3
Coding region: 388-1068 (226 amino acids)
Biological process (GO): regulation of lipid metabolic process
Cellular component (GO): mitochondrion
Source: RefSeq, a predicted model, not a curated record